Messenger RNA from Salvelinus fontinalis (brook trout), 4948 nucleotides. It is a transcript of the gene trpm4a, whose product is annotated as transient receptor potential cation channel, subfamily M, member 4a. Gene Ontology annotation, cellular component: membrane. The transcript is spliced from 23 exons. Gene Ontology annotation, biological process: calcium ion transmembrane transport. Lineage: Eukaryota; Metazoa; Chordata; Actinopteri; Salmoniformes; Salmonidae. Gene Ontology annotation, molecular function: ligand-gated calcium channel activity; calcium-activated cation channel activity. The coding region runs from base 1198 to 4590 and encodes 1130 amino acids. The record is from RefSeq and is a predicted model, not a curated record.
ACCACGCUGCACCUUGGUCUUCUUCUCCUUCCUCCGACAAUGUUCGUUACAAAAAUAACUGAGGAGGAUGGUCCUCCCCUUCCUCCUCUGAUAUAUGUGUAUAUAUAUAUAUUCCUGGACUCUGACAUUGCUCGCUUUGAUACUCUAUUACCUUUUGGAUUAUGAGUGUAUUGUUUUGUAUUGCUAGGAUUACUGCACUGAAACACAAGCAUUUCGCUGCCCUUGCGAUCACAUCUGCAAAUCUGUAUACAUGACAAAUAAACUUUGAUUGAUUUGAUUUGACACACACACACACCCAGGUGUCCUGGGUUUGAGGUUGGUCAGGGCGGAACAGGGCACAGGUGAGAAUAACGCCCACUCCGUUUCAUCUAUUUGUUUAAUAUAUCAUGAAUUCUUAUAUGUGAUCCCAUUAAGAUGAACCACGGAACUGAUGAUUUUCUAGCAGAAAUACUGUACCUAGCCCCAAGAUCCCCUGAGGACAAACAGCAUGGUUGUUUUAUCGAUAUUUAUAUACGAUCCUAUGACAUCAAUACAUGAGGUAUUUACUUUCAUGACGUAUUGUAGGGACAGAGCGGAUCAGGUGUAAUUAAAAGUAUGUCCGUUCUACCAAUCAGUGUUGCAUUGCUGUUGUAAUUUACCCUCCUUCUCCUCCUCCUCCUCUUCCUUCUCCUUCUCUUCCUCCUCUGGCUGUAUGGGUUAAAAGUUUACAGGACACAUAACCAUCUAGGCCAGACAGUUGUUGAUUAAAGCAAGGCAGGGCAAUAAGCAGGUUGUCCAUAGAGCAUAAAGUUAGCAGACACAGCAAUGGUAAGAGGCCAACCAGUAGAACAGGACAUACUUUGAGUAAGUGUAAAUAAGUGCAUGUAGUUCAGCAUUCAAAUUAAGUAUUUUAAACAAAUCCUUCCUGGGCCUGAUUCCAAAACAUGAUCAUUUAUUUGAUGUCAUCUUUCACUGCUAGUUACAUAUUUUCACAGUGCCCUUGACUCAUAACCAACAAGCUUAUGUUCCUUAUCUGUCUAUUGUCCGUUGUAUAUGAUCCUGGUUGCUCAGUUGGUAAGAAUGUGGUGUUUGCUAUUCCAAGGUUGUGGGUUCAAUUCCUGCAGGGGUCACAUUUAUGCACUUACUGUACUACAAGUCGCUUUGAAUAAUGACGUCUGCUAAGGGGUAUAUUAUAGUUGUGUCGUAAACAUUUCUCUCAUGCUCUCUCUCACGCCCUCACUUCCCCUCCCCCCUUUCUCCCCAUAUCUCUCACUCCCUCUCUUCCUUCUCCCUCUACCUCCCCCCUCUCUCCCAGGGGCGUGGAUAGUGACUGGGGGGUUGAGGGAGGGAGUGAGUCAUUGUGUUGGGGAAGCAGUGAGGGAUCAUGCAGUGGCCGCCUCCUCCCUGUCCCAGAAGAAAGUCAUCGCUGUGGGCAUGGCCCCCUGGGGGUUGGUGCACAACAGACAGCAGCUCAUCAACGCACAGGGUAGUUUUCCAGCGCGGUAUUAUGCCCAGAACACAUCCCGUGACUCGUGCUGCCUGGAUAAUAACUACCAGGCCUUCCUGCUGGUGGAUGAUGGGAGUGUAGGCCGGCGGGGAGGGGAGAUGGCCUUCAGGGCCAAGAUGGAGGACUACAUCUCCCACCAACGCACAGGCAUCUGGGGUAGUGGCAGUAUAGAUGUCCCUGUAUUGUGUAUGCUCAUCUCAGGGGACGCUGCCAUGCUGGAGAGGGUGGAUCUCUCUCUGAAGAAGGCUACUCCCUGGCUGGUGUUGAAUGGUUCUGGUCCAGCGGCGGACCUUAUCUGUGAGCUGCUGGAUGCACUGUCAGCCAUGCCCAUGAGCCCCCCCUCUCCCCCGCCAGAGGCUGAGGGGAGCAAGAGCCCCAGUGCGGAGCUGCGCGACAGAGCCCGUGAGAGGGUCCGGAGGCACUUCACUGCCGAGGCAGACCUGGAGAAGCUGGUGGACAGGGCUCUGAGUAUCUACCAGAACAGAGAUCUGAUCACAGUGUUCCACGGGGAGCAGGAGAGUCCUGAUGAUUUUGACACAGUGCUACUGAAGGCUCUCGUCAGAGGUAGAGCCAGUAAACGUUUGUCCAGCGAUGCCAGGGAGUACACAGAGGAGCUGAAGCUAGCAGUAGCCUGGAACAGGGUGGACAUCGCUAAGAGUGAACUCUUCAAUGGAGACAUCCAAUGGCAGUACGAGGACCUAGAGGAUUCCAUGACGGACGCGCUGAUCAACGACAAGCCCCAGUUCGUGCGUCUCUUCACCGAGAAUGGCCUCAACAUCCUAGACUACCUGACCUACCGGCGUCUGGAGGGCCUGUACCGCUCGCUUUCCGACAGCUCUCUGGCCUACACGCUGCUCCAGCGCCGCCUCACAGAGAGGCAGGGCUUGGCCGGGUCCCUGCCCACCGUCCCCUGCUCUCUGGACGGUGCCUCGCUCCUCAAGAGCCCCGUGAGCCCCAUAUCAGAACCCUCGUCGGCCAAAGAGCUCAGCUUGUAUGAGGUGUCAAGGCUUCUAUGGGACAUCCUGGGAGAUGUGUGUCUGCCCUUCUACUACAGCCCUCUGAAGUUGGACCAGAGCACCAGCACCAGGAGAGCACUGAAGCACAUGAAUAAGUUGUUGCUGGAGGAGUGUCCGUACAAGGAGCAGCGCUGUCUCUCUCCCUGGGCCUCUCUGUUCAUCUGGGCCGUGCUGCAGAACCGCAGCGAGAUGGCCGUCUACUUCUGGGAGAUGGCAGGGGAGUCUGUCCUCAGUGCUCUGGCAGGCUGUAAGAUGCUGAGGGAGCUGUCUAAGCUGGAGAGUGAGACGGAGACCAAGCUCUCUAUGAAGGUGCUGGCCCAGAAGUUUGAGAACUUGGCCCUUGAUGUGUUCAGUGAGUGCUACCAGAGCAGUGAAAGACGCUCCUUCACCCUCCUUAUAAGGAAGUCUCCGGUGUGGGGCGGAGCUACCUGUCUGCAGAUGGCUACUGCAGCUGACGCUCGCCUCUUCUUCAGCCAUGACGGCGUGCAGUCUCUGCUGUCUCAGAUAUGGUGGGGAGACAUGGAGAGGAGCACGAAGGUCUGGAAACUGGUCCUCACUUUCUUCUUACCCCCCCUCAUCUACACCAACCUCAUCACUUUCAGGGAACAGGAGGAGGAGGGGAAGUCGGAGGAGGUGACUCAUGGUCGGAACACAGACAGUCUGGAUGGAGGAGAUGCCACUGUGUUUUCUCUCGCUGACAUCAUGCAAACGGAAGAGGAUGCUGAGGAAUAUGCUGCUUUAAGGGCCAAACUGAAAGGGGCCUCCAAUCCCAAGAGGCCCUUCAUACUGCUGCGCUGGAGGGAGUUCUGGUUUGCGCCCGUCACCUCGUUCCUGGGCAACGUGCUGAUGUACUUCCUGUUCCUCUCCCUGUUUGCUUACAUCCUAUUGGUGGACUUCAAGCCCCCGCCCCCUCACGGCCCGUCCACCUUAGAGUUUGUUCUCUACUUCUGGGUCUUCACCAUGGUCUGUGAGGAGAUUCGACAGACGUUCUUUGUGGGCAGCAACACUAUAUAUCAGAGGAUGAGUCUCUACAUCCAGGACAUGUGGAAUAAGUGUGACAUCUUGGCUAUCUCACUCUUUGCCCUGGGCAUGUGCUGCAGAAUGUUCCCUUGGUCCUAUGAGUUUGGCCGUGCUGUGUUUGCUGUGGACUACAUGGUGUUUACCCUUCGUCUCAUCCACAUCUUCGCCAUCCACAAACAGCUGGGACCAAAGAUCAUCAUUGUCGGCAACAUGAUGAAGGACAUCUUCUUCUUCCUCUUCUUCCUGGCGGUGUGGCUCAUGGCCUACGGCGUAGCCAAUCAGGCGCUGCUCUACUCCUAUGACCCCCGUCCCAAUUGGAUCUUUCGCAGAGUAUUCUACAGGCCAUACCUCCACAUAUUUGGACAGAUCCCCAUACACGAAAUGGAUGCUGAUAAACUGGAGGAGGGGAUACAGUGCACCAAUAACGCAACCCUGAUCGGGGCGGGGGCAGAGCCCUGCAUGAGUACCUACGCCAACUGGCUGGUGGUCAUCCUACUGGUCAUCUACCUGUUGGUCACCAACAUCCUCCUGGUCAAUCUGCUCAUCGCCAUGUUCAGUCAUACAUUCUCAAAAGUGCAGGAGCACAGCGACACCUACUGGAAGUUUCAGCGCUACAAGCUUAUCUUGGAGUACCAUUCCAGACCCUGCCUUGCGCCACCCUUCAUCAUCAUCUCCCACCUCCACCUCUUCAUCAAGAGGCGCAUCCGCAGGAUCCCCUCCGUCAAGAUCAAACACUUUGUUCUGGAGAUCUAUGGUAGGCAGGCCAGUAAACUGAACAUGUGGGAGGCCAUCCAGAAGGAGAAUAUACUGUCUGCCCAGAACAAACGAGAGAGAGAGAAAGACUCAGAGAGACUUAAACGCACCUCCGUCAAGGUGAAUAGUGUCCUAAAGCAGAUGGUAAAGAUCCAGGACCACGACCGCAGGCUGAGAAUGCUAGAGACCAAGUUGGAAUAUUGUUCUAGUGCCCUCUCCUGGAUGGUGGACGCUCUCUCUCAGAGUAACUUGAUAAAACCCACACGUCCUCCGCCCAUUCUCAGAGAUCUGACCCCUCUUUCUCCAACUAACUGAACCAUGUCUGAUGGAGAAUAGUGAAAUAUAGACACACGUGCACACACACCUACAAUCACUGUCACUCAGUGCCGAAGAAUGUCAAGAAAUGCCAGACGGACUCAAUGCUCAUUCAUCAAUCAUUUCAAUGUCGUUUUUAAACUUUGAUAAUUUCAACUGCUGCCAUUUUGUAUGUGUACCAUUGUUGCUCUUCUAUGUUACACUUUGUUAUUCCUAUGUUCAAUAAAUCUUGUUCCUGUGGGUUAUAGAAUGGAUGGACAAUAUGUUCCUAAUGUAAUAUGUACAGACAUUGUAAAGGUAAAAUAUUAUUAUUUGACAUGACCAAGUGCAAACACAUUAAACUUUUUGUUGUAUGUUG